This is a messenger RNA of Branchiostoma floridae (Florida lancelet), 1147 nucleotides long. Its product is annotated as angiopoietin-4-like. The record is from RefSeq and is a predicted model, not a curated record. Bases 28 to 1059 code for a protein of 343 amino acids. Lineage: Eukaryota; Metazoa; Chordata; Leptocardii; Amphioxiformes; Branchiostomatidae. The transcript is spliced from 5 exons.
UCCAGCAAACAGUGACGUGUCGUCAUCAUGGAUGUACGGCAAGCCGGAGGAGCCAUUCUGCUGAUGUUCGCGGCUCUUCUCGCCAUGCCGCCGCCGCCCCAGGUCGGCGCCGCUCCCGCUCUGGACCCGCAGCAGGAGCUUCGUGCCCUGCGCAAUCUUAUAUCAAAGGUGGACAAAGAAAUGGCCGGAGUGGGGCGCACAGCUAAAACAUUGGACAUGAUACUGACUGACAUGGAAUCGCGGUUCGAUGGGCUAAUCCAAAACGUGACACGCCUGGAGCAGCAGCGUGAUGAGCUGUCUGACAGUUGUGGCGCGCUCCCGGCGGAAGACGGCGUCACUGCAGGGGUGACAGCAAGUUCAGCGACAACAGCGGAAGGACCGCGUGUCAAAGACUGUGAAGAGCUGCUGCCGUACGGGUUGACCCAAAGCGGCGUGUACACCAUCUAUGUCGACAACCGGCCAGUGAGGGUCUUCUGCCGCCUCGAGAAUGGCGUCGACGCCUGGACCGUCAUCCAGCGGCGUCAGGACGGCUCCGUCAACUUCAACCGCUCCUGGGCCGAAUACAAGACGGGGUUCGGCGACCCUGGGGUGGAGUACUGGCUGGGGAACGAGAUCAUCCACCAGCUGACGAGCAGCGGGGAUUUCUACAAGAUGUACGUGUACAUGGAGGAUUGGGAGGGAGGGUACAUCCACAUCCAGUUUGACGAGUUCUACCUGGAGAGCUCGGCGACCAAGUACAAGCUGCGACUGAACCUCCUGCGUGGCGGGAACACCCGGAACGCCAUGUACUUCAACACGGGACAGGCCUUCACCACGUACGAUCAAGACAAUGGCGGGUACGGAGCAGACUGCGCCAAGAGGUACGGCGGAGGCUGGUGGUUUUACGGGCCCGCCUGUGUGUACGCCAACCUGAACGGGAACUACGUGCCGGGCGGGCAGACACAGGACGGGAUCGGCCUGGUCUGGCUCUACUGGCGCUCGCCGGUCUGGUACUCCGCUAAAGUCACCGAGAUGAGGAUCAUGAAGCGGGAUGAAAACAUCCCCAUCCGCCAGCCUUAGAACAAUCCCAGACUCUCCAUUAACAUACAUUCGCAUAAUUCCACCAGGUGCCAUUAUACCGCCACCUAAAAAAACGUUGUUAUAGAGG